Messenger RNA from Triticum dicoccoides, 1896 nucleotides. RefSeq names its product glyceraldehyde-3-phosphate dehydrogenase 1, cytosolic-like. Gene Ontology annotation, biological process: glycolytic process. The transcript has 12 exons. NCBI's taxonomy places the organism in Eukaryota, Viridiplantae, Streptophyta, Magnoliopsida, Poales, Poaceae. The record is from RefSeq and is a predicted model, not a curated record. Gene Ontology annotation, cellular component: cytosol. Gene Ontology annotation, molecular function: NAD binding; glyceraldehyde-3-phosphate dehydrogenase (NAD+) (phosphorylating) activity. Bases 1 to 1575 code for a protein of 524 amino acids.
AUGACGAGGAUGGCACGGAGGCCACUGCCCUACUUGGUCCAGGCGAGCAGGUCGCGGGCCGAGUUCCUGGAGGCGUCCCGCAGCCAUGGCGCGGCCUCGCAGGUCCCUGCGCGGAGGCGCUGCAGCAGCGGAUCCCCGCCGUCGCCGGUGGAGGAAGGCCCUGCUGCCGCCAUCAUCCCUCGCCUGAACUUUGUCCCGCGGAGCUCCGGCGACGGCGAGGAGAUGGGCGGGGGUGAAUCAAAGCCUAGAUUAGAUCGGGAAGGAGGAGAUCAGGAGGGAGGGGCAUUUGGAGAUGUGCCGGACCCCUAUGCCGUGUGCCCAGCUGACACGGUGUUCCCAGCGCUCCUGAGCUGCCCUGUGGCGCCUUCGCUGCAGGCCCAGCUUCCCGACAAAGAUGCACCGGUGGACACGAGCCCGAUGUACGUCAAGGGGGAUCCGUUUGCCAAGACGAUGUACCAGGAUAGUGAAGUCGGGCCCAGGAAGCGGAGCCGUGAUGAGGAGGAUAUUAUACCUGUGGCAGAGCUCAACGAGGUCAUCAAGAACGUGGCGGAAACUGUUUUUGAUGAGCAGCAUAGGAGUUUUGAGUACAUGGACAGGGACUGGCUUACAAAGGGUGAGUAUGAAACGUUGGAGUUCAGAAAGAAGGCUCACCCACCUCAGUUCUAUGAAGUCAAGAAAUCAAAGCGUGGCGGACUUAAGCUCGGACCCCGACCUGGUAAAGCAACCAAACCGAGGAUUGGGAUCAAUGGUUUGGGGCGGAUCGGGAGACUUGUGGCCAGGCUUAUUUUGCACAGCAAGAAAAUGGAACUAGUCGUCGUCAACGACCCUUUUGUGAGCGCAAAUGACAUUGCUACAGCGCUAGCGGACAUGCCUCCUGAUUUAUUCCCUCCCACCAAAGUUCUAGCUAUUUCUGAGCCUGAAAAAAUACCCUGGGGCAAUCUCGGCGCAGACUACGUCGUGGAGAGCACUGGAGUAUUCACUGACACGGAUACUGCCAGCUCUCACUUGAUGGGUGGCGCCAAGAAGGUUAUCAUCUGUGCUCUGAGCAAUGAAGCUCCCACAUUUGUUUACGGUGUCAAUGAAAAUACGUACACACCAGAUAUUAGGAUCAUCUCAGUUGCUGAUACCGCUACAAUUUGUCUUGCUCUGCUCGCCAAGAUCCUCCACACUAAAUUUGGCAUCAGAGAGUGCCAUGCACUCAGUUCCGCUAUUCCUGAUUUAGUCGACAGGUUCCAUGUGACGGUGAGCCAUGAUCCUCAGGUGAAACUGUCUUGUGUGGAACUGGCCGUUAGGCUUGACGAGUGUGCUGACUAUGAGAUGAUCAAGGAUUCUGUCAGGAAGGAGUCUUCUUCAGAGGAACUUCACUAUGUACUAGCUAACCUGGAGGGAGGAGUGGGGCUCAAGGCCACAGAUUAUUUAGGAGAUUGCAGGUCGUGCUUCUUUGAUGCCGAUGCUGGAGGUAUGCUGGGGGACGGUUCCUUCAAGCUCUUCGCAUGGUUCAACCACCAGCGCAGCUACGGCCAGCGCUGCACUGACAUGAUUCUACACAUGGCGAAGAAGUCUAGAGUUGAUUGAGGAAGAGCUUCUACGGCAGAAAUGGGAAAGAGUUUAGAAAACACGGCCCUCUGCAACCUUUGUUACACCUUGUAAAUACUGCUAGGUUCCUCUGCUUGUACUGACGAGGCAAAUGCUUAUCAGUGUUGAGUGCUACACACAUGAGAAGAGACGGUGUAUGUUAGUCUCCUAGCUAGCUAAUCAGGCCAUGCCAAAGGUUGCCUGUUAUUUUUGCAAAUAUUGAGUGGAAGUCAGCAAUGUGGCUGGCUGUUUGUAUGAAAUACAGAUGCAAAUGCUACGAUUGCCGUGUAGAGUCUUUGUAAAUUCUUCCUCAUGAACUAC